Molecule: messenger RNA, 1210 nt
Organism: Vicugna pacos (alpaca)
Lineage: Eukaryota; Metazoa; Chordata; Mammalia; Artiodactyla; Camelidae
Source: RefSeq, a predicted model, not a curated record
GGCUGUCCUGACCACAGGGAGGACAGAUCGUAGGAAAAACCUCCCUCUUGUUAUUGGGUCCCUGGGGGACAGACACAAGAUGCUCAGGACCCCGGUGUUGGGCGGGAGCCAUACGGAGUCCUCAGGUCUCUCCAUCCUGGUCAAGCAGACGUGGGGAGCCCUCCGCAGUCACUGGCUAAGGCCAGAGCGAUCAUGCUCGCUGGGUCCCUGUGCAGAGAGAAGCAAGAAUAACGCGUUGCACUCCCUCUGGAAGGGCCCGGCCUCUGUGCAGGGGGGCGCCCGGCAGUCCCCCAUCAACAUCCGCUGGAGGGACAGCGUCUACGACCCCCGGCUGAAGCCCCUCAGGGUCUCCUAUGAUGCGGCGGCCUGCCUGUGCGCAUGGAACACUGGGUACCUCUUCCAGGUGGAAUUUGACGACUCCAGCGAGGGGUCAGGAGUGAGCGGCGGCCCCCUGGAAAAUCUCUACAGACUAAAGCAGUUCCACUUCCACUGGGGAGCAGUGAACGAGUGGGGCUCAGAGCACGCGGUGGACGGCCACGUGUACCCCGCCGAGCUGCAUCUGGUUCACUGGAACGCGGUGCGAUACCAGAACUACCAGGAAGCCAUGACAGGAGAGGACGGCCUGGCUGUGCUGGGCGUGUUUUUGCAGCUGGGGGCCCACCACCAGGCGCUGCAGGAGCUGGUGAGAGUCUUGCCCGGCAUAAAGCACAAGGACGCACGGGUGGCCGUGGGCCCCUUCCAGCCCUCCCGCCUGCUGCCCGCCUGCCGGGACUAUUGGACGUACCUGGGCUCCCUCACCACGCCUCCGCUCUCCGAGUCGGUCACCUGGAUGGUCCACAGGAAGCCCAUUGAGGUGGCUCAGGACCAGUGGUCGGGACCCAGGCGUGGCAAGUCUCCCGAUGAUGAAUGGCCGGACAAGGCGAGUGCCAGCUCUUCAGUCCAUGUUGGGCUGGAUGCCUUGCGCACACUCCUGGUCACUGCACUUGGUGAAGAAGAGAAGACAAUGGCGAACAACUACCGCCCCCUUCAACCCCUGAUGAACCGCACGGUCCGCUCGUCCUUCCAGGCCACUGAGGACGGCGCAGGAUCCUAAAUCCCGUGUCUGAGCUAAUGGGAGAACUGACUUUAGAAAGAGAAAGGCCGGUUGCCCAAACUUCACAGUCUGAUCAAAUGUAAUCUCUGAAGUUAGAAAGAGAGAAAGAGGUCUUGA